AUGCAGGGAGGAGGCAAUCGGCCGUACCUUGGCAAACGGAGCUCGUUCUCCAACUUCUCUCCGUACCGAGGAGCUGGAGGUAUGGCAGCACAAAAUGGCACCCUCCAAGAUCAAAUGCUCGAUUCACCGCCAAAACCACGACAGCAUUUUGCUUCAUAUGGCGGACCACCAUCAUCCAACGCAUUUGGCCGAGCAAAUCGACUUGAAGACUAUGCAGCUGGAGGAUCAGGAAGUGCUGGUGCCAAUGCAUCCACAAACACAGCCCCUGGAAGUGCCACAGGACCCGGAUCUACUGGCACUGGCAUGACCACAUCUGCUGCCGUAAACACAGCAGUCAGAGGCCAUUCUCAUUCACAUUCUCAUUCCUACCAACAAUUGGCACCACCCCAUCAGACCGAUAACCAGUUCUCUAAUGGUACCUCGGGAUACUACGGCAACCUCGCAUCGACCUCUCAGUACCCUUCCAACCCCAAUACUGCGACUCCCGGCCAUCCUCUCUACUCAACUUACAACCAUCACACACGACGAAACGCAUACUACGAAUCCCACUGGCCACUUUACGCGGCCGAUUGGACCAGCGUCGAAUAUGCCAGCACCGACAUCGUCGCAGUCGGCACCUUCAGCGAAGACCGCAACACCAACAAAAUCCAGAUCCUCCAUGCCACAAAACCGACCUCGGAAUCCCUACAAUUGACACACACAGCCGAGGCCGUCGUUGCGUACCCGGCCACCAAAAUCGCCUGGGAACCGAACCAAACAUCCACCGCCUCCUCAACACCGGCCCCCUCAACCCCCUCGCGGCUCCGCAUGAUCUCCACAGGCGACUGUCUCCGACUCUGGGACUACGACUACGACACCCACAAACUGAUCCAGCGCAGCGCGCUCUUAAACGUAAGUCACUGGAGGGCAUGUGCCUCCGGCGGCUGGGGCGCUGCCCCAAACCCCCCGGCUCCUCUCGCUUCGCUCGAGUCGGGCGUCGACGGUCCCAGCAGCUCCGCAAAGCGGAGCACUACGGGGUCUGGGGCAGCGCCCCAGCCGCCGGAGGCAGACCGGGCACUAGAAAGUACUAACAGAGACCAGAAAUCCAAGUCCGAGUUUCUUCCGCCGUUGACCUCGUUUGACUGGAAUAAGAUAGACACGUCGCUGGUGAUUACGAGCUCGAUAGACACUACGUGCACGAUCUGGGAUAUAAACACGUCGACUGCACGGACUCAGCUGAUUGCUCAUGAUAGCGAGGUCAAUGACGUGGCGUACGUGGCUAAUUCGGUGGAUAUUUUUGCAUCGGUGGGUGCAGAUGGGUCGGUAAGGGUGUUUGAUUUGCGGUCGUUGGACCACUCGACUAUCAUUUAUGAACCUGCGAAUCCGGUGCCGCUGCUCCGGAUUUCCGCUAAUCCUCAGGAUAGGAACGUGCUGGCUGCUAUAGCACAGGACUCGAAUAAGAUCUUUGUGCUCGACAUUCGGUUCCCUGGCGUGCCAAUAGCGACUUUAGAAGGUCACCAGAAACCAGUUAAUGCCAUUUCAUGGGCUCCUGCUACUGGCAAGAACGGCCAGCGCCGUCAUAUUCUGGCUUCGGGAGCUGACGACUGCCAGGUGCUUGUUUGGGACGUCACGUCUCAACAGCAGCAGCAACAGCAACAGGUUCAACAGUCUCAACAACAACAGCAGCAGCAGCAGCAGGCAUCAACGGUUUCACCCACGUCUAAUUCGGCAUCUUUAGACCCCCUGGCGAAAGAGAAUGCACCCAUCUACAGCUUUACGAACCCUAUCGAGGUCAACAACAUUUCCUGGUGCGCCACAGCUGAAUGGCUCGGGAUCAUUAGUGGUAAAGGCGUCCAGGCCGUACGUUUCGCAUAG
This is a messenger RNA of Sugiyamaella lignohabitans, 1854 nucleotides long. RefSeq lists its product as uncharacterized. NCBI's taxonomy places the organism in Eukaryota, Fungi, Ascomycota, Dipodascomycetes, Dipodascales, Trichomonascaceae. Gene Ontology annotation, cellular component: nucleus. The record is from RefSeq and is a predicted model, not a curated record. Gene Ontology annotation, molecular function: protein binding. Bases 1 to 1854 code for a protein of 617 amino acids. The transcript has a single exon.